Molecule: messenger RNA, 1204 nt
Organism: Lolium perenne
Lineage: Eukaryota; Viridiplantae; Streptophyta; Magnoliopsida; Poales; Poaceae
Source: RefSeq, a predicted model, not a curated record
AGCAUUCAAUGCACAUCUUGUCCUCAUGCCUUCCCUUUCCAACACCCUAAUUAAUGGCGCCCAUACGUGCCUCCAAAACACUCCCUCUCCAUCCCAUUUAUCUUCCCCCUUCCUACUUCUCCUCUCCCGCGGUUGCACGCACGCACGCGCUCUUCCUCUAGAUCUUCCUGCCCACCUCGUUUCGAUUCUCCUCCUUCUUUUGUCUCUCGCGGUUGCUGCUCGUCGCAGAUUAGCUGUCUGUAUAUGCCGGCGUGCUGCUAGAUGGUUUCUGAGGCGGUGGGCUUCAUGUCUCGAGCGGCGGACGGCGGCGGCAUGGCGGCGGAGCUCGUCACGCGGGACUUCCUCGGCGGGUGCGCCACCGCCGGCGACGACGCCGCCGCCAGGCACGACGCAUCCGUGACCGGCAAGUCGCCCUUGCACAAGCACCUGAGCCCGGACCUCAACCUGUUCCCCGUCUCCGGCGCCGCGCCAGGGACGACAGAACCGGCGGCAUCAGCCGUCGCCGCGGCGACGACGACGUACCACAGCGUGUGCACGAUCGAGAAGGUGAAGACGGCGCUGGAGCGGUUCGAGCGCGGCAAGCAGGGGCACCACCCGGGCCAGCAGCUCAGCGGCGCCGGCGCGGGCGGCUCCCCGUCGUCGUCGUCCGUCACCACGUCCUCCGUGAAGCGCGGCGCCGUGGAGCAGGGCGAUGGCUGCGACUCGCCUUCCGCCGCCGCGGGCGGGGGCGGCGGGAUGGUGGCGGCGGCGUGCCCGCGGUGCUUCCUGUACGUGCUCAUCUCCCGGAGCGACCCGCGGUGCCCGCGCUGCGACUCCCACGUGCCGCCGCCCCCGUCGGUCCCGACGCACAAGAAGAAGCCGAGGAUCGACCUCAACGUCGGCUUCCUCGGAACCUAGCCGGCGUAGCUAAGCCAGGAAGAAGAAGUAGAGAUGGUCGUCGGUCAGUCAGUCAUCAUCGCGUUAGGUAGUAGGCUGGGUGCUCCGAUUCGCCACGACUCCAGUUGCCCAUGCGGCCGCCGAGAGCGACCUCCUAGAAGAAGAAUCCUUGCGGUACAUAGGGGGGCUCCCAAUUUUUGCUUGUCCAUUAGUAAUUUCCAGUUACCACUGUUACUACCACCAGUAUGUAUGGCCGGCCGGCAUCCCAAAAUCUGUCAGAAAUCAAUCCAUAGAACAUGAUCAAUCAAACGAUGCUCCCAUAAUUGCU